AUGGCACUGCAAUCAUCGAAACGUGCGCGUGACUAUGGACUGCGGUUCGGUGUACUUCCGACUGGACCACUAAAUAUGAUUACUGAUGUGCCAGGUGUUCGAGUAGGCCAGGUAACACUCAAUGAGGAGUAUCACAUACACACAGGUGUCACAGCUAUCCUACCUCAUGAUGGAAAUCAGUUUCAAGAGAAGAGUCCAGCAGCUAUCUACAUUGGUAAUGGUUUUGGCAAGCUAGUAGGGUAUACGCAAAUCGAGGAACUCGGGACACUUGAGACGCCAAUCAUCUUAACAAAUACACUUAGUGUCCCAACGGCUGCUGACGCUCUAAUUGACCAUACGUUAACACAGCCGGGUAAUGAAAAGGUUCGCUCAGUCAAUCCACUUGUGGGAGAGACGAAUGAUGGAUUUCUUAACGAUAUUUGUGGCAGACAUAUUUCAAAAGAACAUGUACUAAAUGCCAUUCAUCAAGCAACAACUGGUUAUGUAGAAGAAGGUAAUGUCGGUGCUGGUACAGGUACCGUAUGUUUUGGUUUCAAAGGUGGUAUUGGAACAUCAUCUCGAAAACUACCACCGUCGCUGGGUGAGUUCACCCUUGGAGUUCUCGUCCAAACGAACUUCGAAGGCGUACUACGUGUCGCUGGACUACCUGUAGGUAUUGAACUGGGUUCUUAUUCUUUUAAAGAAAACCUUGAUGGUUCAUGUAUGAUUAUUGUCAUUAUCGACGCUCCAUUGGAUGCACGUAAUCUCAAGCGUUUGGCUAAACGGGCCUUCAUGGGACUGGCGCAAACAGGUGGUAUUGGAUCAAAUGGCAGUGGUGAUUAUGCUACUGCUGUCUCAACUGCAUAUCGUAUUUCACACGAAUCAUCGAGUUUAUUUGAUGAAGUCAAAUUAUUACGUAACGACAAUGUCUCACCUUUGUUCAUGGCUGCAAUGGAAGCGACAGAAGAGGCAAUAAUUAAUUCGCUCUUUGCCGGACAAACACUUACUGGCUAUGAGAGACACGAGGUGCAUCAAUUACCUGUGGACAAAGUCGUUGAAUUACUAAAAAAGUUGACAUAG
Messenger RNA from Adineta steineri, 1059 nucleotides. NCBI's taxonomy places the organism in Eukaryota, Metazoa, Rotifera, Eurotatoria, Adinetida, Adinetidae. The record is from the annotation of a GenBank genome assembly.